Molecule: messenger RNA, 576 nt
Organism: Phytophthora infestans T30-4
Lineage: Eukaryota; Oomycota; Peronosporomycetes; Peronosporales; Peronosporaceae
Exons: 2
Coding region: 1-576 (191 amino acids)
Biological process (GO): regulation of transcription by RNA polymerase II
Cellular component (GO): nucleus
Molecular function (GO): DNA-binding transcription factor activity, RNA polymerase II-specific; RNA polymerase II cis-regulatory region sequence-specific DNA binding
Source: RefSeq, a predicted model, not a curated record
AUGGCCCCCGAUCUUAAGCGCAUGCACAGCGAGUCGGGUGUCUACCGCUGCGCCGAAGUGGGAUGCCACCGCGAGUUCAACCGCAAAUACACGCUCGCUGAGCACGUCAAGACGCACACGGGCGAGCGUCCGCAUCUGUGUCCUGUUCCCACUUGUGGCAAGCGCUUCAGCACCUCUGGUAACCUCUCACGCCACAAGCGUCUCCACGGCUACAUCGAGCCGCUCAAAUGCCCCGUUCAGGGCUGCAUCUGCACCUUCCCGAGUAAUAUCAAGCUCGAGAAGCACAUGAAGUUCCACUGCGGAAGCGACGACGUCAAGGUGUGUUUGGUGCCUGGCUGCGGCAAGACCUUCACCACGACGGGCAACCUCAACCGUCACCGGAAAAAUCACCCCGGCGAUGCCGCCUCUGGUUGCGUAACUCCUUCAGCCACCGAGCAGUGGAUCCCAAUGACGCCUCUUGACGACUUUACGCUCUGGUCAGAGACCCUCAGUGAUUUCACUGAGACGGCUACCAACCAGGACCUGCUCGAAGCACUCGAGUCCUUUCUCGACGAGUACGAGCCACUUCAGCUUUAG